This is a messenger RNA of Chanos chanos (milkfish), 789 nucleotides long. Its product is annotated as ecto-ADP-ribosyltransferase 5-like. The record is from RefSeq and is a predicted model, not a curated record. The transcript is spliced from 2 exons. NCBI's taxonomy places the organism in Eukaryota, Metazoa, Chordata, Actinopteri, Gonorynchiformes, Chanidae. The coding region runs from base 1 to 789 and encodes 262 amino acids. Gene Ontology annotation, molecular function: NAD+-protein-arginine ADP-ribosyltransferase activity; NAD+ poly-ADP-ribosyltransferase activity.
AUGGCAGUAUGGAUGCUCUUCAUGUUUGCAGCUACAUUGGCCACAGUUCAGAGUCACAGACUUUUCACCAUAGACGUUGAGAGGGCCUUGCCUUUAGACAUGGCUCCUGAUUCUGUUGAUGAUGCCUUCAACGGCUGCGUUGAAAAGAUGUCAGGAUUGGUGAAAAAUCGAUACCUUAAACGGGAGUUAAAUGCAAAUCAAAAUUUUAAAGAUGGAUGGAAGCUGGCAGAGAAAAGGGCCAAACCGGAUGACGGUCUUAAGAAGGAGCAUGCAGUUGCUUUAUGGGUCUACACAAGCAGCCAUCCCAAUGUUUACGCUGAUUUUAAUAAGGCUGUUGGCAAUGGCAAGGGAAGUUACAUGAACAACACAUUCCAAUACUAUUCCCUUCACUUUCUAUUGACUGAUGCCCUUCGACUACUCAAAGAAAAGCAAAAAUCUCCUAUGACGACAUAUCGACGGACCAAAGACACUUAUGACAGAAUCAAAGUAGGAAAAACAAUUCGAUUUGGCAGAUUUGCCUCCACCUCUUUGGACUACAAUGAAACAGUCAGUUUUGGUGACAAGACUUGUUUUGAAAUUGACACCCAUUUUGGAGCUGACAUAACAAAGUUCUCUGCACUUAAAAAUAGAGAAAAAGAGGUUCUGAUACCACCAUAUGAAAAAUUCAAAGUCACAUCUAUUCAUAAGAAAGAAGAUGAGCCUAAUCUGUGGUGUGAUCUUGUUUAUAAGGUAGAGAGUGACAAUACUCAAAGUAACCUAAACUGUGCUGUGGCUAACAAAGUUCACUGA